CAACACUGAAUUGUCCAUUUUCAACUUCAGACGCAACACACCAUGGGAGGCAAGGCUAAGACGCAGAAGCACACCGCGAAGGAGAUCAACAUGAAGCACAAAGCUGCCAAGGAACGUGCUGGGGGUGCCGGUGGUGGGGCCUCUGGCUUGGAAAACCGCAAGUGUCAAAAAGUCGGCGUGAAAUGCGACGUUUGCUUGAACGAGUUCUUAUCGUUCCCCGACAUGCGCAUCCACUACGACUCGCGCCACCCCCGUGAAGUAUUUCCUGAAGAAGCGGUGAAGGAAGCGUUCCUUGCCGCCAAGAACAAAACUGCCGAGCGACGAGUUGGCCAUCAACAAGGCAAGCUAGACUACAAGCACAAGGAGGACGCGGCCAAGCCGGCGCCGGCAGGUGGGCGUGCUAAAGCCGCUGCGGACGAUUUGGCUGCGUUGCUCUCUGCCGGUGUCGCCGGCAUGAAGUAAACGGUGGUCACUGCAUCCAAGUGAGAAGGAUUGAUUAAUAUUACCUGCAAAUACGAGCAUUAUUCGUCGAGUUCAUCCUUGGUACUAAGUGCUAUUGUCAAGUCGAU
Messenger RNA from Aphanomyces astaci, 569 nucleotides. RefSeq lists its product as hypothetical. Lineage: Eukaryota; Oomycota; Saprolegniomycetes; Saprolegniales; Verrucalvaceae. Bases 43 to 462 code for a protein of 139 amino acids. The record is from RefSeq and is a predicted model, not a curated record. The transcript is spliced from 2 exons.